CAAGAUCCCCUACCAAAGCACAACGGAUGAGCUGUGCCUGUUAUCUGACAGUAUCCGUCUGUGCAAGCGGCUUGUAACUCUGUAUUGUCCACCUCUCGACUGGGCAGCAUGGAAGCACCUGUCGAACCUCCCCACCCUUCUCUCAGUGGCGAUUUCUGGCGAAGUCCUUUGCCCGUUGGACACGGAUAACUUCGUUUUCACACGUUUCCUCAACGUCACGACUCUUUCUUUCCAUGUAACCACGGCUUCAUACGUCAUCGCAGUCAUGCGUAACUCAGCAUUCCCCUCGCUGACAGAGUUCAAAAUGGUUGCCCGUGUUUUGCCGUGGGAAGAUGCUGAGCAGCUUUUUCAUGCACUGUCACAGUGCACGGCAUGCCAGACCCUUCAACAUAUCGACAUUUUAUCUCGUGAUCAGAGAGUUCCAGAGCCCUCAGACAGCUCUUUGACACCGAUCACCCAAUUUCUUGGCUUCACCCAACUCAGAACUCUACAGCUCGCUUUUCCCCAUUGCUGCAUUCGCCUUGACAACCACCUCCUUUCGAAAGCCAUGUCAAGUUGGCCGCACAUCCGCUCUCUGAAAUUAGAAGACCCCCAUCCUCACCCAGCUACUAUCACAUUUCGCGGGUUAUCCACAGCGUUGCGUCAAUCUCCCCACUUGCAUACGCUGCACAUAUUAAUGGAUGCUCUGAAUAUUGAUAUCGAUCCUCAGGCCGAGUCGUUUCAGCAUACAUCUCUACAAACAUUGGAUGUGCGCACCUCUCACAUAGCGGAUCGUGAAGCUGUCGCUUACAUCCUCUUCUCUAUGCUCCCUUCGGUUGAGAGCGUUAUCCAUGGCUCUAGUGGACGCCACAUCCGGUAUGCAUGGCAGGAGGUCAACAGGCGUCUCCAAUCUCUCAAGUCUUCUGCAGUCCUUGGCUGCCGUACCACAGGAGCAACUGUAGCGUGCUGAACUCUCCAUACGUAUGUGUUCAACUAGAUUUGCUAUCCGAUAUCUUAAUACUUAGAAUGUGGGAGUGGGAGGUCGGGGCAAGCAAGGUAGCUUAUGCCUCGACAUGUAAUUGGCUCGAGAUUUAUUAUUUGCAUGAUACAUUACUUAUAACUAGCUCAUCGUCAUCGCAGCAUGCCUUACAGGAUGUCUGGGAAUUUAAAGAUCAAUCUCCGUCCUACUGCGUGAUCCACGUGCACCGAACCGAGCCGG
This is a messenger RNA of Suillus plorans, 1198 nucleotides long. RefSeq lists its product as uncharacterized. The coding region runs from base 266 to 949 and encodes 227 amino acids. The transcript has a single exon. NCBI's taxonomy places the organism in Eukaryota, Fungi, Basidiomycota, Agaricomycetes, Boletales, Suillaceae. The record is from RefSeq and is a predicted model, not a curated record.